GGCUUGUUAUUAUUAUCACCAUCCAAUUAUGUUUGGUCAUAUUCUUAGUGAUGGCACCUGGUUUUGAAAGUGAUUUGUGGACAUGAUCAACCGUUAUUGUGUAUUGAAUCUAUUACCCUCAGAACAGUUUAUUACAACUGUCACAUAUUUAUUAAAAUUCAUUGAUAUUAAUUGAUAUUCAGAGAGAAUAUAUUACGUAUGGUGUGUUGUUUUGAAUUUGCUGUGUACUGCAAUUUAUAAAGAAAAUCCUUCCCAGAAGAUUUCUACAAUGAAUAUCAAUUACAACGAAGAAACAUAUAGACAAAUGCUGGCCUGUUUUCGGACUAAUGAUUUACAAAACUUAUUAGGUGCAUUUGGUCGUAAUAAAGCUGGACGAAAAGCUGAGUUGAAAGAUCGUGCACUUGAUUUAUUACGGAAUAGACCAUUGACCUUUAAUUUUCAAGCAUAUUUAGCAAAAAUUUCUGAGAUUUAUCGUUCUAUGCAAAUUGAUGUACCAAAUUCUAAUAUAAUGCAAAAUGCAAUGCAACGAGCUAAUAUGAUGAAUAUGGGUGUGCAGGAUAAUCAACAAAGAUUUUUUCCACCUCCUCCACAGUAUAACCAAUCAACAAUACAUAUGGCGCGAGCUGGUUUACCCCAAGCUAUGCCCCAAGUUCAAAGAAGCAUGUAUGGAAACAAUAAUUACCCGUACGGUUAUCAGCAAAAUGCUCCUCGUAGAAUAAUAAGUCAAGCACCAAUAAAUCAGUCAAUGCAUGUAGCUACAGCAGAUCCAAUGGGAUUUGAUUUGAAUGCAUUAAAUCCUGGGAACAAUAAUUCUUUGGGUGGACCACCACCCGUUCAAUCUCUAGCCAAUAUCAAGUUAAAGAAAUUACCAUUUUAUGAAAUAAUUGGGGAAAUAAUUAAGCCAACCAUUCUAAUUGGCCAAGAGAGAUGUUCAUUGCAAAAUGUAACAAGAGGUAUGAGAGAAGCAGUAUUCAAAUUUAUCUUGUCUCCUGAGCAAGCAACUCUAAUUGGAAUGAAUCGUGAUGUUUCAAAUCUAUCAAAAGUUGAAUAUAUUUAUUUAGUACAAAUUCGAAUCUGUCUUCUUGAGCCAGGAGCUACUGAAAUAACUGAUUUUUUGCCUCUUGGACUUCACAUUCGAAUAAAUAAUAAAGCUUGUCAGUUACCACCAUCUGCUCCUAAUGUUCGACCAGGAACUGAAGCUAGACGAUCACCAAGACCUAUCAGUAUUUCUCAUGGUCUCAAACUUAAUCCAAGUAUUGCUAAUACAAUUGUCGUAAAUUGGACUCCAGAUGGGAAGAAUUAUGUUUUUGGAUUGAACUUUGUAAAAAAAUUGAGUUCAGAAGUUUUGUUGGAGAGACUUAUAGAGAAAGGGGCCAGAAGUUCUAAGGAAACAAAAGACUAUAUUAUCAAAAAGUUGGCUGAUGUUGAUCCUGAUUUAGCUACUACAUCUUAUCGUUUUUCUCUGUUGUGUCCCUUGGGAAAGAUGAGAAUGAAGAUGCCUGCAAAAUCUGUUAAUUGUGAUCAUUUACAAUGCUUUGACGCGAGUAUAUAUAUUUUAAUGAAUGAAAAAAAACCAACAUGGUUAUGCCCAACUUGUAAUAAAUCUUGUGUGUAUGAUGACAUUCAAAUUGAAAAUUAUUUUUUGGAAGUGGUUACAAAUCCUAAUCUUUCUGAGAGUAGUAAAGAAAUUGAAAUAUUAGCUGAUGGUACAUGGAGAAUAUAUGAAGAGAAAAAAGAUACAGAAAUGUCUCCUGAAGUUAAAGAAGCCCCUAUAGACUCAGUUAAUAUAGAUGAUAGUGAUGAAGAAACUGUUGAACUAAAAAAAGAAACUAAACCAGAAAGCUCUAAAGAGCCAGAAAACUUGAAAUCAUCUUUUGUUGACUUAACAUUAAGUGAUGAUGAGGAACCACAUAAUGAAAAAGAAAAACAGGAAAACGAGGCUCAGGCCGCUGAUGCUGCACAGUCAGCUGCUGUUGUAGAUUUAAAACCACAGUUUCAAGUACAGCCACAACAAGCUGUUACCAGUUCAGAGCAAGGAGUAGUUAUUGAAAUUGAUAGCCCUUCACCUCCUGUAAGUCCUACGCCUACAACAUCAGCUUCCUAAUUCAUAUAUAUUUUAUAAUUGUAGUUUACUUUUAAUUUUUAAUUUUUCAUGUUUUUAAGUUGAAAUUGCUUAA
Sipha flava (yellow sugarcane aphid) is the source of this 2177-nucleotide messenger RNA. RefSeq names its product E3 SUMO-protein ligase PIAS1-like. Bases 269 to 2104 code for a protein of 611 amino acids. Gene Ontology annotation, biological process: regulation of transcription by RNA polymerase II; protein sumoylation. Lineage: Eukaryota; Metazoa; Arthropoda; Insecta; Hemiptera; Aphididae. Gene Ontology annotation, molecular function: zinc ion binding; transcription coregulator activity; SUMO ligase activity. The record is from RefSeq and is a predicted model, not a curated record. The transcript has 3 exons.